Messenger RNA from Pseudonaja textilis, 2582 nucleotides. Lineage: Eukaryota; Metazoa; Chordata; Lepidosauria; Squamata; Elapidae. The record is from RefSeq and is a predicted model, not a curated record.
GGGAAAGAGCCGCGAUCCCACCGCGCCUGCGCGAUGCGAGGAAGCGGAAAAAAGAAGGGAAAGAAAAAAAAUAGAAUUUCCUUAAAAAUGAAGAGGGAAGAGUCGAUUCGGGAGGGGUCGCGGAUGGUCUCGCGGACGAAUGAACUGGGCCUUCCCCUCCCCCCGACCAGGCCCUCAGGAGGAGUUGGACUACAACGCCCAGAAUCCACAGCCGGCUGGAGGAAGCUUUGGGGAGUUGCAUUGGAAUGCAUCACCCCCUGGAAGGGGCUGCUCCCCGAGGAUGAGGAUGCUCAGAUGCCUUUGAGUCCCAGCGGGGUGAUUUGCAAAAAAAAGAAAAAGAAAAAGACUAUAGAGGGCUUGGAUAACCUCGGGAUGGGAGACCACGAGGAAAUCCCGCAAAAGAGAAAGGAUGGCAGCCUGUUCAUGCCUGAGGAGCGUGUUCGAAUUCGAAACGAACAGAGUGGUGCGCAUCUACAGUGUUUGGUACGGGAGCCUAAAGUCGAUAAUCCAUUUUAUGGUUUUCCUGUAUGUUAGCAUCGUCCUGUUGGCUGAUCGACGCUACCAGAAGAAAGAUUCGGUCAUCAGCUCGAUGCAUGUGAAGGUGAAGGGGGUGUCCCAGACUGAGAACAGAGUUUGGGAUACAGCCGAAUAUACCAUCCCUGGGCAGGGUGUGAAUUCCUUUUUUGUGCUGACUAACAUCAUCACCACCGAAAAUCAGACUCAAAGACUUUGCCCCGAGUUUCCUUUUGCCAAAGCAGUAUGUACAACCGACAAAAGCUGCAUGAAAGGUCGAGUGGACCCACAGGGUAAUGGCAUCCAGACGGGCAAGUGUGUGAAAUAUAACAGAACCAUCAACACGUGUGAAGUCUCUGCUUGGUGUCCUGUGGAGUCAACUAAAGCCGCUCCAACGCCAGCCAUUCUGGACAGUGCUGAGAAUUUCACCGUGCUUAUAAAAAACAACAUCCACUUCCCAAAAUUCGAUUAUACAACAACAAAUAUUCCACCGAAAUUUAAUAUUUCCUGUACAUACAACAAGCACAAAGCUCCACUUUGCCCCAUUUUUCGUCUGAGGGACAUUCUUCAAGAGGCAGGAGAGAAGUUUUCAGAGGUGGCCGUUCAGGGAGGCAUCAUUGGCAUUGAAAUUAACUGGGAUUGUAACCUGGACAAAUGGGGCCACCGUUGCAGCCCCAACUACGGUUUCCGGCGCCUGGAUGACAAACGAGCCAAUGAAGCCUUGUACCCUGGCUACAACUUUAGAUUUGCCAGGUAUUACAAGCAGCCGGGUGGAAGGGAGGAAAGGACCCUGAUCAAAGCUUACGGCAUCCGUUUCGACAUCCUCAUCUUUGGCACGGCUGGGAAGUUUGACUUCUUUGAGAUGGUGGUGUACAUUGGAUCAGUGCUCUCCUACUUCGGCCUGGCACAGCUAGCAGUAGAUUGUCUGCUCACUUCUCCUAUGUCCUGCUGUUGCAAACCUGAUCCAGUGAAGGAGUAUUAUUACAAUAAAAAGUGUCAGGAGGUGCUGGGACCAAGAUAUCUGGAAUCUGGACAGACUUUGUUUUACGUGACCUUUGUUGAUGAGCCUGGCAUCCUAAUGAUCGACAAAUUAUCGGAGACCAGUUUGCAGACCAAUGAGGGCAGGAUUAUUGACAAGCACCAAGGCGAUUUUAUGCAGUCUUCCCGACUUCCGUAUUGGGACCGGACCAUCUCCCCGCAAAACCCAGAAGAGCUGCAGCUCCUCCAAAACCGAAGGGAGGGUCCUUCUUGGUGCUGCUGCGGAAAGUGCCGGCCGGCAGAUCUUAUUUGGGAACGGCUCUGCUGCCGAAAAACCGACGGGCCCUGCGUCACCACUUCGCCUUUGUUUGUGCAACUCGUCCUGUCCGAACCCGUGCUGAAGUUCGCUCUCCUCUACAAAGAUCCCUUAUUGGAUGUGACAGGUGCUGGGCGUAAACCCUUCCGGCACUGCGCUUACGAGCAGUAUAUUCGCUGGCGCUUUGGCGAGGGUGACCUGGGUGCCCGGGCUGUGAUCCCCAAUUGUUGCCGGUGGCGAAUCAGAGAUGCCUUUCCAAGCGAGAACGGGGAAUACCGCGGUUUUGGGAAGAAGAAGUAACCGUCGGUUGCACCUCUGUGUUACGGCGUUGAGGGUGGAUACGUUAAGGGUGUGCCAGUUAAUCAGCUUUGCCUCCUGCUUUUCAGAAGUCGCCUUUUGUGGCCCUGCCAUCAUCUUGGCUCUUUAACUAGACAAUGUUUAUACUAUUGGAUAAGGUCUGAGGGGAGCAGAGUUUCGAACCCAGCUCAGCCAUGAAAAUCACCGGAAGGCUUUGUGCCUCCUUUCCCCUGCUUAUCCUUGCCUACCUCACUGGGAUAUCAGGAGAGAGCCAGGAUUGGAAAAAAAACAUUGAAAACGGCCCAGAUUUCUCAUGCUUAGGCAGCCAAACUACGAAUGAACCUGUUUAUUUUUUUCCCCAGAAACACAGCUGUGGUUUACAAGGUGUGAAAGGGCUCCCUUGCUAAUCCAGGUCGUUUUGGUUGGCUGAUCCCAACACAAAGCCACCUUUGUUUAAAAACCUCCCCUUGUUUAUUUU